Gymnogyps californianus (California condor) is the source of this 2786-nucleotide messenger RNA. It is a transcript of the gene ENTPD7, whose product is annotated as ectonucleoside triphosphate diphosphohydrolase 7. Gene Ontology annotation, biological process: nucleoside diphosphate catabolic process. The record is from RefSeq and is a predicted model, not a curated record. Gene Ontology annotation, molecular function: nucleoside diphosphate phosphatase activity. Gene Ontology annotation, cellular component: membrane. Lineage: Eukaryota; Metazoa; Chordata; Aves; Accipitriformes; Cathartidae.
GCGGGCGCACAUGGCCAGGAUCGGCGUUUCCUGCCCGUCGUGGCGUUCGGCGGGACCCUGCCCGUGCCCGGGGCCGCGGCAGCGCCCGGCGGCGCUGGGGCUGGCCCUCGCCGUGGGGCUGCUGCUGCUGCUGGCGGCCGCCGCCCCCCGCCGCUGGGCCGCGCCGCGCACCGCCCGGCGCGACGAAAGGUACCUGGCGCGGGUGGAGGAGCUGACGGCCACCGACACCGAGGACUCGGCCCUUAAUUACGGGGUGGUCGUCGACUGCGGGAGCAGCGGGUCCCGGGUCUUCGUCUACUUCUGGCCCCCGCACAACGGGAACCCCCACGACCUGCUGGACAUCAAGCAGAUGAGGGACCGGAGCAGCCGCCCCGUCGUCAAGAAAAUUAAACCAGGCAUCUCCGUGGCGGCGGCAGCCCCGGAGCAAGCUACGCCCUACCUGCGCCCUCUGCUUCAGUUCGCGGCAGCCCACGUCCCACCUCAGAAGCACAAGGAAACUCCGCUUUACAUCCUGUGUACGGCAGGCAUGCGGCUGCUGCCCGAGCGGCAGCAAGCUGCAAUCCUGGAGGACUUGGUGAGACAUGUGCCCCUGGAGUUUGAUUUCCUCUUCUCCAAAUCACAUGCAGAAGUGAUCUCAGGGAAACAGGAAGGUGUCUAUGCUUGGAUCGGCAUCAACUUUGUCCUGGGCCGGUUUGAUCACGAGGACGAGGAGGAUGCAGUGGUCACCGUAGCACUGGGGGACCAGGGAGAGUCCCUGAUUCGGAAACGAACGGUUGGGAUCCUAGACAUGGGGGGCGCCUCCCUGCAGAUCGCCUACGAAGUGCCCGACUCUGGAGCUUUCUCCUCCCCGCAGCAGGAGGAGGCUGCUAAGAGCUUGCUGGCAGAAUUCAACCUGGGCUGUGACGUGCAGCACACUGGCCACCUGUACCGUGUCUACGUCAACACCUUCCUGGGCUUCGGGGGCAAUUUUGCCCGGCAGCGCUACGAGGAGCUUGUGCUGAACCAGACCUAUGUGCACAACCGCCUGCACAGCCAGCAGACAGGGCUGAGCCCCGAGACGCCCUUCCUGGACCCCUGCCUGCCCGUGGGGCUGGAGGACAUGGUGGCGAGGGGCAGCCAAACCCUGUACGUGCGGGGGCGAGGGGACUGGCCGGCCUGUGCGGAGCUGCUGCAGCCUCUCCUGGCCGGGCCCAACAGCAGCCAGGCCUCCCUGGUGGGGGCCUACAAAGCACCCAUCGACUUCGGCAACAGCGAGUUUUAUGGCUUCUCUGAGUUUUUCUACUGCACUGAGGAUGUGCUGCGCCUGGGGGGCCGCUACAGUGCCCCCACCUUCACCUCCGCCGCCCAGGAGUACUGCAGCCAGCGAUGGGAGGUGCUGACCCAGCGCUUCCGUGGCGGCCUCUACUCGGCACACGCUGACCAGCACCGGCUGAAGUAUCAGUGCUUCAAAUCAGCCUGGAUGUACGAAGUCCUACAUGAGGGGUUCCGCUUCCCCCUGGACUACCCCAGCCUGCGCACGGCCCAGCUGGUGUACGACCGGGAGGUGCAGUGGACGCUGGGAGCCAUCCUCUACAAGACACGGUUUCUGCCACUCAGGGAUCUCCGGCAGGAGAGCAUCCGGCAAGCACACGCCUCCUGGCUGCGCCUCUCUUUUGUCUACAACCACUAUCUCUUCUUCGCCUGCAUCCUGGUCGUAGCGCUAGCCAUAGUCCUCUACCUCCUGCGGCUGCGCCGCAUCCACCGCCGGCAGCUCCGCUCGGCCCAGCUCACCCUGCUCUGGCUGGACAAGGUGGUGGUGCCGCCGGGCCAGGGAAAUGGGCCAUGACACUGGUGGUACCCACCGUCCAGUUGCACCAGCAGAACCAGGACUGGCUGACAGCCUGGGCUCCGAGGGCUUAGACUCUUUCUUAAAGACCGUCUCAACUCUGCACUCCAUCUCCACAUCAGAACCAGAGCCUGCAGGCUGAGGCAGCUACGGACACGGGAGCUUUCCUCUCCGCCUCGCCCCAGUCCUAAUCUUUGUAUUCCUUGGCCUCCGGCCUUUGCCUCGCUACGCGGUGUAGAGCAAAGUCCUCUGCUGCCAGCAGGCUCAAGGCUGCAGCCCUGGCAGGUCUCUCAGAUAAGCAGGACACUAUCACCGAGGCAGCUAACCCAGGGCUGUGGCCUGAAGUACUGGGCCAUGACUCAGCCACUGGUUUGCAGAGCAGGCUGGUGAGGUGCUGUAGCUCAUCACCCUGGGUGGCCUUUCUGCAGUCCCUUACUGGCCUACAGGCUAGAGAACAACAGUCACCAGUGCAGUUACUGCAGGAACCAGGUGAGCCAUGAGUUCCACCGAGCUGCUCUGCCCAGCCUGGUCCCUCUCGGAGCGUUCCUCAAAGAGGUGUCCUGCUCUUUGCCAAGUCUUCCCCUCCCAGGACAGUCCUUCCGUGGUCCUAGCCAAUGUCCCAGGCUCAGGGAUUGCUUCCUAAGGCACCACCAAAGUGGGCUGCCUUUCCUUUCAUACAUUCCCUCCUGGGGACAUCUGCCCCAUGGUGUCCCACAGGUUAAUCAGGCACUAGUGCCAGGACCCAUGGUUCUCUACCCUGUGAGCGCAGGCUGGGCCUGCCCAUGGGGGAACCACCUCACUCCAGCCCAGCUCACUGCCCUAGGGCAGGUCUGGGCUGCAGCUGUGCACACAGGCACAAGCCGCCUUCCCCUGGGGCUGGAGCCCCCAAUGACCAAAUGAAGUUAAUCACUUUUUACUUGAACUCAGUUGUUCCCAUUCCUGUAGCAAUAAACUCCUUGAG